AUUUCAUUCACAGGCAUACAAAUUCGUUCAUUAUUAAAGAAUAUGAAAUAUGGGAUUCCCUUAUCUUUGUUCGCGUUUCCAGCAGCAUGCCCCAGUCAAGGUGUGUGUGUGUGGCUGAGCUUUUUAUUUAUUUAACCUUUAUUUAACUAGGCAAGUCAGUUAAGAACACAUUCUUAUUUACAAUGACGGCCUACCAAAAGGCCUUUGGCGGGGACGGGGCCUGGGAUUAUUUAAAAAGUAAAUCAAUACAAUAUAAGAAAACAACAUAGCAAUGCAGAAACACAUGACAACACAACAUGGUAGCAACACAACAUAGUAGCAGCACAAAACAUGGUACAAACAUUAUUGGGCACAGACAACAGCACAAAUGUCAAGGAGGUAGAGACAACAAUGCAGCACACAAAACAGCCACAGUGCAUAUAAAAUUGCACAGAGCUAGGGGGAACCAGUGAGAGGCAUGACAUUACAGUCAUAAGGUUUGUGCCUGGCUGGACCACGACGUGCUGAACAGCACGUCUCAUUUCUUGCCUGACGACUCAUCCUGAAUUUAAUUCCGCUGCUAUACCGAUUGCUUCACAGAGAAGAAACGUUAGUGGCGUGGCGUUUGGCAGGAGAGAUGUGGAUGGGCAGCUAGGCAAUCUCAUUUCGGCCAUGAGCUAAAAACACACAACUUCCCUUCUCAGUUUUUUUUAUACCGAAACAGAGGUGGGUGGCCACUUUGUUAUUGUUUCAACAAGGACUCUAGCUUUGAGUGUAUAUUCUAGAUACCUGUAAAUAAUUUACAUAAUGUAAAAUUGUAGGCCUAUGUAAAGGACGUCACGCCGCUUGCGAGUACCACCGCCACAGAGAAGCGACAGUCGAUGCCACUCGAAAAGCUAACUAUUCGCUGGCGCAAGUGGGGACAGUUCAGGCUGAGGAGUUUCAUACAUCGCCAUGUGCUACACCUACUGUAGCCAAGAUAUGAAGCAUUGGCCAAUCUGAACCAGUGCUUGACUUGGGGAGCAAAUGCUUGUAUGGUAUUGCUGAGGAAAAUGUCGAACUCGACCCCCUUUAAUGAUUUCACCCUGAAAGGCUCAUCUUAGAAUGGACAAAUUCAAGGAAUGGGAUCAGGCGCCUGUAGAAGUGGCUGAAGACAGAAGUGUGGCAGUCGAGUACACAGGAUGGGACCAGAGUUGCCAACUACCCAACAGGGGCCAUGUCAAUGCCCUUUUGGAUAUCAGUGAUGAUACCUCAUCCAAAGAGCAGGAGCCAUUUGAGUUUCUCUGUCUCUCCGGAUGGGAGGAAGCUAUUCGGGGCUGGGGCAGAACUACUCCACUUGGCUGCCUGGUUCAGACCCAGAGGAGAGGAAAGAGGGUCAAGACUGGAGACACAGACCACCACUGCCACCUGUGUGUGGACCUCGUGAAGCUCUCGGACCCCCCUGACUCUGAAUUCAGCUUAACCCACUCCCAUGAGUCCUUCUGGGAUUCCACCGUGGACCCAUGGGAGAACCCCCCCCCCACAACCCUGGGAGACUUCCUGAACAGACCCUACAGUCAAACCUCUAGCAUCUCUUCAGAGGAGUCCCCACCAGAGUUCUUCAGGGACCUUCAGAAAGCCACACAGCAACUGACACUCCGAGACAAGAUGGUGGAGGACAAGGCUGAGGUGUGUGAGAUCAGUGACUCACUGCUGGGCUCGGCCCCCUCCCAGGGUCACCACCACUCAGCCUCAGAGUGUCCCAUGACGCUGAUCAUCAACAGCUUCGCCGUCCUACCGCCCGUGAAGACCUCCCAGCCCAGACACCCUAAGGUCACCAGCCAGCUCCGGAGGGGGGACGCUGGACCGGGACGCAGCGCCUCAGACGGGGAGACCGCAGAGGCUGGGUCAGACGGUGUCACCCCUGCCAGGGAGAGUGGAGGAGGUGUGGAGAGCCAGCAGAGCUGCCACCUGUUGUCUGCUUUCAGCAUCCCCAUCCUCAAGAGAUGUGACAUGCCCCUCAGCACACUGUCAGAUCCUCUACCCCGUGCCACCUACCCCCUGGACAGACACCUCAGACAGGAUCCCCGGACCAGCAGUGCUCAUAGACUCUACUUUGGACUGAAGACCAAGAGCCUGAAGCGUGCAGAGCCCCAGCUGCCCAUUCUGUUUGGAACCAGGGUGCCCAUCCCAGCCUCUCCACAUAGACUACUCUGAACAGAGACUGUUACUUUGCACUCCAUACUCUCUCCCAACCCAAAAGCUCAGCCUUUGUGGGUUUGUGAUUAAAAAUAAAAUUUCUGUGAAAUUUCUUCAUAUUUUUUGUAUGACACUGAUGACUGUAUAAAAAAAAAAAAAAGCUGUGACGAAUUCAACUUGGUCGUAUUAAACUACAUGGAAUUGGCAUAUGAGUUUCCAGAUUUGUUAGUUCUAUGUGAUUUAUAAGCUAUACUACCUCAGCCUCAUUGUAUAACCAGUUUAUUAAUGCGUUACAUGAGUAUCAAAAGAUAGAAUUUGGUCCAUCAUCACUGUGAUAAUAUGCCAUCAAUCUAGCAUCAGCAAUACAAAGUAGUCCAGAUUGCUAGAAUACAUUGUGUAGACAUGGUAUGCUAAUUUGUUACCACUGAUUAUUCAGAGUGAAAUAAUUUAACUGUUACAUGAGCCUUCCUUAAUUACAAACACUCCACGCACCUGGACAUGAGUGAAUCAUUUUAAAAUGGAGUGAUAAAUGUAUGUAUGAUUUCAGUCCUACAUUUUGCAUGAGCUUUUAUUGUGGUGCUCACACUUGAGCUUUUAGUUUCUCAGCAACUAUGCUACCUACUCUACAAUGCUGAGGUCUAGGUCGGUUUCUUGGAUUCCUGAAUGUUAAACUGCAGACAUUCAUGCACUCUAAUGGAAUGAGCAGUCAGUGAUUGUAGUGUUCCAACCCAUGUGAAGAUGUCUGUGGUAGCCUAUUGAAUUACAUGCUAGAAGUGAACCACACUGUGAUUCUCAGGGGUUGUGACAGCAUAGGUGUGUGGGCGGAGGGAUUAGUAUCGUAUUCCAAAUGACUUACACAAUUACAAUAUUGUAUUCAAACGGACUGAGCAUAAUACAUGUACAUAGUAAACUAACUUGUACUGCCACACAACCCAGGUGAAAACUGUGACUGACAUUUACUGAAAAAGAGCACAUUGAGUGUGUACAAUAUUGAGUAUGGUGUUGUAACUCAAAAGUAGUGUGUGCUUUAACCAGUAACAAAAUAUUUGACUUGGCUUUAUACAG
Molecule: messenger RNA, 3222 nt
Organism: Salvelinus fontinalis (brook trout)
Lineage: Eukaryota; Metazoa; Chordata; Actinopteri; Salmoniformes; Salmonidae
Exons: 4
Coding region: 1084-2175 (363 amino acids)
Source: RefSeq, a predicted model, not a curated record